AAAACGCCGAUUUUAUAAUAAUAACAAAAACCACCAACUUCACGUGUAUUAUGGUCGUUGUGUAACGACACCAUGUCGAGUUUACAACUUUUUUCCGCCGUAAAAUCGGCGUACAAGUUCGUGCAACCCACCGCGGUUUUGGUGCAAAAAUGUAACAGAAUGUCGAAAGGGAGUUAUAUUAAUAUCAGCAAACCAGAACCUACGUUAGAUAUGACCGAAAUGACCGAUAGGGCUGCGCAAACGAUGUUUUGGACUGAAUUAGUUCGUGGUUUUGCUGUGACUUUGGCCCACAUCUUCAAAGAACCAGCUACGAUUAAUUAUCCUUUCGAAAAAGGUCCCCUUAGUCCCCGAUUUCGAGGAGAACAUGCUUUACGGCGGUACCCCUCUGGAGAAGAACGUUGUAUCGCGUGUAAAUUAUGCGAAGCAAUUUGCCCGGCUCAAGCUAUAACGAUUGAAGCUGAAGAAAGAGCUGAUGGGUCAAGGAGAACAACUCGUUAUGAUAUCGAUAUGACGAAAUGUAUUUAUUGUGGGUUUUGCCAAGAAGCCUGUCCGGUUGAUGCAAUUGUUGAGGGGCCUAAUUUUGAGUAUUCAACAGAAACUCACGAGGAGUUGCUUUAUAAUAAAGAGAAGUUACUGGAUAAUGGGGAUAAAUGGGAGAGCGAGAUAGCGGCGAAUAUAUACGCCGAUCAUGUGUAUCGUUGAAAAUAUUUAAUUAUUUAAUGUUAAAAGUGUAUGAGGAUAAAUAAAUUUGGAACUUAGAGAAA
Onthophagus taurus is the source of this 764-nucleotide messenger RNA. It is a transcript of the gene ND-23, whose product is annotated as NADH dehydrogenase (ubiquinone) 23 kDa subunit. Gene Ontology annotation, biological process: mitochondrial electron transport, NADH to ubiquinone; mitochondrial respiratory chain complex I assembly. Gene Ontology annotation, cellular component: respiratory chain complex I; membrane. Gene Ontology annotation, molecular function: 4 iron, 4 sulfur cluster binding; NADH dehydrogenase activity. Lineage: Eukaryota; Metazoa; Arthropoda; Insecta; Coleoptera; Scarabaeidae. The record is from RefSeq and is a predicted model, not a curated record.